CCGGCCGUGCGGCCCCAACAUGGUGGACUACUACGAGGUGCUGGGCGUGCCCCGCCAGGCCUCCUCCGAAGUCAUCAGGAAGGCAUACCACAAGCUGGCGCUCAAGUGGCACCCCGACAAAAAUCCCGAGAACAAGGAAGAAGCGGAGCUGAAAUUCAAACAGGUGGCCAAGGCCUACGAGGUGUUGUCUGACACCAAGAAACGCGACAUUUACGACCGCUGUGGCAAGGAUGACGUGGAGGAUGCUGAGGCGAGUGGGACAACCUUUGAGGACCCGUUCGAAUUUUUCUUCUCCUUCUGUGAUCCAGCUGACAUCUUCAGGGAAUUAUUCGUCAGCCAGGAAGCAUUUUCAUUUGAUUUCUUUGCAGACCCGCUUGAGAACAUUUUUGGCGGUGAGAGUAGCUCCCGAGGAAGCCCAAUCAGAGAUUCCGCACCCCUUUUCUCCACCUUCAAUGAUUUUCCAGCCUUCGGAAGUGGUUUGUCUUUCGAUCCCUUUGAAUCCCUGGGAAAUGAGGGCCCUUCUUCCUUCGUGCCCUCUGGUGGUGGUUUGGGUGCGACGGGCCGCGCCAAGACGGUGUCGACUUCCACAGAAAUAGUUGAUGGCAAAAUAAUCACCACCAAGAGAAUCAUUGAGAACGGCCAAGAGAGAGUGCAAGUGGAAGAAGAUGGACAGUUAAAAUCCCUCAUUAUAAAUGGCAAAGAGCAGUUGCCACACAUCAACACCAAGUAAUUCCAGUCCACAUUUGAAUCAAAGCACAUUUUAAGGUAUGCGGGACAUUUUUAAGAUUGCAAGUGAACUCUACUUUCGGAACAACUGUACGGGAGAAUUUAUGAACACUUCAAUACUGAUGCCUAUUUGUUGUUAUUAAUGGGACUGCACAAACAGGACCUGUUUGUCUUUAAAACUGUUACAAAUAUCUAUGUGCAUUAAACUUA
Nycticebus coucang (slow loris) is the source of this 936-nucleotide messenger RNA. Its product is annotated as dnaJ homolog subfamily B member 3-like. The transcript has a single exon. Gene Ontology annotation, cellular component: endoplasmic reticulum membrane; cytosol. Gene Ontology annotation, molecular function: Hsp70 protein binding; ATPase activator activity. Bases 20 to 730 code for a protein of 236 amino acids. Lineage: Eukaryota; Metazoa; Chordata; Mammalia; Primates; Lorisidae. The record is from RefSeq and is a predicted model, not a curated record. Gene Ontology annotation, biological process: positive regulation of proteasomal ubiquitin-dependent protein catabolic process; protein refolding.